This is a messenger RNA of Rotaria sp. Silwood2, 1647 nucleotides long. Lineage: Eukaryota; Metazoa; Rotifera; Eurotatoria; Philodinida; Philodinidae. The record is from the annotation of a GenBank genome assembly.
AUGUUUACUGACACAUCUCUUCAGAACAAUUCAAGGAUUCAAUCAGAACAUGAUGUAAGUAAACGAGUACGAUCUUGUACUAAAACUUUCAUCAAACGACUGAUUGCUCGUAAACCAAUGGAAAUAUUACAAGCUGAAAUUGAUACACGAAAUGAAUUGAGACGUGAUCUAAAUUGGAUUCAAUUACUUGCUAUAGGUCUUGGUUGUGCCGGGAUAUUUGUAUUAAGUGGACAAGCUGCUGCAAAAUAUUCUGGUCCAUCAAUCAUCAUUUCAUUUAUUAUAACAGGUGUUAUUGCUUUAUUGUCAUCCUUAUCAUACGCAGAAUUAGGAACAAUGAUGCCUAGUUCUGGAUCAGUUUAUACGUAUACUUAUGCAGAAUAUUUGGCAUGGUUUAUUGGAUGGAAUUCCGCGCUACUUCAUCUAUUCUCCGUUUUGACAGCGGUAGUUGCUUGGAGCAAGCAUGUUGUCCUAUUUAUGUAUAUUGUAUCUGAUUAUAAUGCAACAAACAUGUUUGUCCAAGCACCAGUGGCUUGGAACGAAGACGAGGAAAGGUUUGUUGUCACUGGUCAAGCGAUUAAUUUACUUGCUAUUGGAAUUACUAUUGCAAUUACAAUUCUUCUUAUUAUUCGAAUUUAUCAAAUGGCUAUAGUUAAUCUUGUAUUAGUUGUGUUUAAAAUUAUUAUACUUAUAAUAUUCAUUUUUGCUUGUUGUGAUUAUGUCGAUCGCAAUAAUUAUUAUUCAUUUUUUCCAUCCAAUAAAGGCUCGUUUAGUGAAUAUGGAGUAACAGGCAUGCUGCAAGCAUGUACUUAUGUUUUCUUUGCAUAUGUGGGUUUUGAAUCAGUUUCAACAGUAGCGCAAGAAGCAAAGUUACCAGAGAGAUCGCUGCCAAUUGCCAUUAUUGGAUCAACAAUUAUUUCACUACUACUAUAUAUUGGAAUAUGUACUGUUAUGGUUGGACUCGUUCCAUAUAAGUUAUUAGACUCAGAUAGUCCUCUUUCUACGGCAAUAACAGCUACACCUUACGGUCUUUGGUUAUCAAUUGUUAUGAAUUUAGGUGCGAUUGUUAGUCUUACAACUGUAGCAUUGACGGAUAUGCUCUCACAGACUCGAAUAUUUUAUGCAAUGGCUCAUGAUGGUUUACUGCCAUCAUUUUUUGCUAAAAUUCAUAAGACCACAGAAACUCCUUGGAUUUCGAUAAUAAUUAGCUGUAUAUUUUGUGCUGUUUUUUCGGGUAUUUGUCCAGUAGAUAUUCUUGGCGAAACAACUUCAAUUAGCGCUCUAAUUACAUAUAUUUUCGUACAUAUUACGGUCAUCGUUAUGCGUUAUACACAUGGAGAUAUGCAACGAAUAUUUCAGGUGCCAUUUGGUUCAUGGCUGAUUCCAACUAUAGGCUCCUUACUUUGUAUUCUUCUUAUGAGCGGUAUAACAAAAUCAACAGGUUUUCGAUUUCUUGUGUGGACAGCAUUAGGUCAAAUUAUUUAUUUUUCCUAUGGUUUUUGGCACUCUAAACGACGAAAAUUAAUAAAAAGUGCGUCUAUUACAAGUUCAGCCGAGCUUCUACCAACAGUAACAAAUGCUACGGAACAAUAUACACAAAAUGGUCUUGAAUCAGAUUUAGCUAGUGAAAAUAGUGAAAGUGUAGUAUAA